AUGCCUCGCGCAAAAUCCGUCAAACCAGAGGUCGCACCCAAGACCGAGGCCGACCUCAAGCAAAUCACCAUUGACAAAGCCGAGUUUGUUCGCACUCGCGACGCGCUCGUCACAUCAUGGAUCACUCUCCAGAACGCCCUUAAGAAUGCCACCAGCGCAUACAUCGACCACUCCAACGCUGUCCUCGGCGGCACCGUCGACCUCGACCCUAGCCAAAUGGACCUCGGCGCAUUCCUCCAAUCUGGCGACCUUGUCACUGUUGGCGGUGGCGCUCCAGCUGCUCCGGAGAAGAAGACGAGAAAGAAGGCCGAGCCUAGAGAUCCCAACCAGCCCAAGCGUCCCUUGACGGCCUACCUUUUGUGGCUGGGCGAGAACCGCGAGAAGAUCCACUCCGAGCUCGGUCCUGAGCAGAAGAGAGGCGAGAUCUCGUCAGAGGGUACAAAGAGAUGGAAGAUGUUGCCCGAGGAGGUCAAGCAGAAAUACAAGGACGCAUACCAAGCCUCGCGCGAGAUCUACAACAAGGAGUUUGCAGACUUCAAGGCCAAUGGCGCACCCGUCGCUGCAGACAGCCCCGAUGCUGAGGAAGACGUGGAGGCCGAGGAGGAGGCAGCCCCUGCCGCUGCUGGUGCAGACUCAGACGAUGAAUCAGACGAUGACAGCACCUCGGACGAGGAAGAGGCACCGCCAAAGGAGCCCACUCCUCCCCCAGUCAAGACUCCCAAAUCUGCCCUGAAGGGUGGCCGCAAGAAGGCCGCUCCCCCAGCUUCAUCCCCUCCACUUCCCGCCUCGAGCCCUGUCAAGAAGGGAGCCUUCACUGCCGUCAACGGCUCAAACAAGCGCAAGAGCAAGACAACCGACGCCGAAGCUGUGGCCGAGGAACCCAAGAAGAAGCGUGGUCGCAAGGCCAAGGAGGAGGAGGUCGCCGUUCCUGCAUCCACCCCUGCUGAGCCACCAGCCAGCGCAAAGAAGGAAAAGAAGGAGAAGAAGAAGGGUCGCAAGAGUGUUGGCGGUGAGGCUUAG
Molecule: messenger RNA, 1020 nt
Organism: Aureobasidium subglaciale EXF-2481
Lineage: Eukaryota; Fungi; Ascomycota; Dothideomycetes; Dothideales; Saccotheciaceae
Exons: 3
Coding region: 1-1020 (339 amino acids)
Source: RefSeq, a predicted model, not a curated record